Vicia villosa (hairy vetch) is the source of this 1257-nucleotide messenger RNA. RefSeq lists its product as uncharacterized. The record is from RefSeq and is a predicted model, not a curated record. NCBI's taxonomy places the organism in Eukaryota, Viridiplantae, Streptophyta, Magnoliopsida, Fabales, Fabaceae. Bases 1 to 1257 code for a protein of 418 amino acids. The transcript is spliced from 3 exons.
AUGGGAAUUCUAAUCCGCAAUCCUUUUUUCCUCCACUUCAAGAAAAUACCUACUGCACUGAAGCUCUUAUGUGAUGAUAUUACUGGUUCUCUCGUUCUUUCCGAGCCUCUCAACAAAUUGAUAAAUCUAGUGCGAGUCAAAGUGGAUGAAGCUCUCCUCAAUUCUAUGAUGCAAUUCUAUGAUCCUCUUCUUCAUUACUUUACUUAUAGGGAUUUUCAGUUGGUACCUACAUUGGAAGAAUUUUCUCAUAUAAUGGACAUCCCCAUACCUGAUCAGAUUCCUUACACUGGUGAAGAAGGAGGUCCUAAGUUGGAAGAUAUUGCUGCUGCUUUACAUUUGCCAAGGACAGAAAUUAAUGAAGUGUGGAUCAACAAAAAAGACUACUCCGGAAUACCUGUGGAUUUCUUACAUGAGAAGGCCAAGAUCUUUGCUAAAGCUCUAAGCAUGGAUGCCUUGGAAAGUGUUCUAACUCUGCUGAUAUAUGGACAAGUUUUAUUUCAUCGUUGCGACAAAGUUGUUGAUAAGGCCGCUAUCAAGAUUUUCCUUAGCAAGAAUCCUGUUCCUACUUUACUUGGUGAUUUGUUGCACUCCAUCAACGCCAGAAGAAUUAUGAAGCUUUCUUACGAUGACAUCAUCUGGUAUCCAAAAAAGUUCGAAGGUGUCCAGUUAUUUGAUCGAUGUGGAGAAUUUCCUAAUGUGCCUCUUCUUGGCACCCGAGGGGGAAUCACUUAUAAUCCUAUCCUCGCUCGACAUCAGUUUGGUUUUGCUUUGAAAGAUAGACCACGUUCCAUAUAUCUUAGUGCGGAAAAUUUUGACUAUGGUUCUGACACAACUGGAAAAAGGAGUCGUUUCAUUAAAGCUUGGUAUGAGGUAAAAAAGGUGGGCAUCAGAGAUUUGGGAUUGAGAAACUAUACUCCUUCAGAUCUCUAUUUUAAAUGGAUUUACGAUCGAGUUGUUGACUUUGGAAUACCAUAUCCAUCUGACACGCCUAUAGUUCCAAGGAUUACUCCUCCAGAUGUCCGUGUAGAAUUGGAGCCUUAUGUACCCGCUCCGAACGAAGACCUUGCUGCCACCGUUGCUCACUUAAGACAAGAAAAGGCUGAUCUUGAGAAGCGUCUACAAGAGGUUGAGGCAGAAAAAGCAAUACAAUCAUGGGAACGAGAGAUUGAUAGACUUAUCCAAGAAAAGAAUGAGAUGGUUAAAGCCCAUAAAGAAGAAAUCCGAGGAUUGAAGAGGAAACGCCGACUUGAAGAUUGA